AUGCCUCGGCUCCUCCACCUGUGUCUGCUGUGGCUCGGGCUCCUGCUGGUUCGGGGAUCCCAAGAGCAAAGCUACAGGAGCAGAGCCAGGAAGCUGUGCGGCAGGCAGCUCCUGAGCGGAAUAGUCAAACUCUGCGGCGAUGCCGACUGGAGCCACGUCAGGGAGAACACCCCUUUCCAAAAGCAGGACACGGAGACGGUGGGAAGCUUCCUCCCUGGCCGGUGGAAAAGCUCCCCAAACACUUCCCGGGUCCGGGGCAGAGGCACAAAGGCAGUCUCUUCUACUGCCUCUCAGGAAGAAGCAACAAACAAUUUGGAGAUACAGUCACCUACUGAGUAUCAGUAUAACAAGGCCAACUUGCUACCUAGUAAGAUAAGAGAACUUGCCUCAUCACGAGCUAUCAGUUCAUAUGUUCAUGAGAUUGUAGAAUUUCAGAAGCAAAAUACAAACAAAAUUAAAACCUUCAGGAAAUUGUUUUGGGGGAAUCAUCCACAAAGGGUACGCAGAGGAUAUUCAGAAAAGUGUUGUCUUAGAGGAUGUACAGAAGAGGAACUUAUUAUUGCAUGCCUUCCAUAUAUUCAUUAUAAAAACUUAAAAAAAGGAGUCUCAGUUGUGACUAAGAUGUAUUAA
Pipistrellus nathusii (Nathusius's pipistrelle) is the source of this 630-nucleotide messenger RNA. The record is from the annotation of a GenBank genome assembly. Lineage: Eukaryota; Metazoa; Chordata; Mammalia; Chiroptera; Vespertilionidae.